GCUGCCCGGGGCCCGCGGUGCGAUGGCGGCGGCCGGGCCGGAGGCGCAGGCGGGAGCGGCGGCGCUCGCAGCCUCCGUGCGGGACUUCGUGGCCGGGCAGCAGGACGGCUGCGCCGCGGAGGUGGCGGCAGAAGUGCCCGGAGAAAGCUUUGCCUCUUCAGAGACCCACAAAGAGAAGAGCUGCCCCUGUUGCCCCCAGCCCGGCUCUCAUCAGCCGCUGGCACUUGUGACAAACCCACAUUGACAAGCGAGGAGCCGGCGAGUCUCCUCCGGCCGCUGUGACCCUGCACGGAAUCACACAUCACAAGCUAUUAAAUUGCAUCACGUAUCCCUGAGCGAGAGGGGAGGUUGCUUCUAACCUUGUGGCCGUUGUGCAAUUGUUGGAAGAAACACGCUGAGCUUCUCCCGUAUCUUGCUGAGCGCUAAAUUGAGUGUGACUUGGCAAGGGGAAGAAAGGGCUUGGUGCUGCCACAGCCAGCUGGGCUGCACGGGUCGGUGGGUGGCAGGAGGAGGCUGAACUCGGUUUUGUUCUGAGAUGAGGAGAGGAUACUGCCGGUACAGAAAUCCGUCACACGCUCCCUGUGUUUUGAGGGUGUGGGGGAGACGGGAAUGGAAAGCCUGCAGGAGUGAUUAAUGUCUAGAAGAACACUGUGUGAAACGGGGACAGACGUGUGGGGAGAGGGAGCAGAUUGAUUUGAGUAAUAACGCAGCAACGGGUAAAUGGCUCGUUUCUGUUUAGCCUCUGGGGUUGCAGGAACACGAGAACAGGAAGGCAACUCCUCCUGCUGAAGGAGUGCUGGGAUUCAAGGUGUGUAAUUAACCUUGGGGACGUGCUGCUGCUGCCAGAUGUGGAGGCAGAAGUUUCACAGGCUCACUGCUGUGCUGAUGAAGCAGCUCCAAUUACACGGUGCUGGCGCUUUAGCAGUGGCCAGCGGGGCCCUGCCUGCGGGCAGGAGGCAGCACGCACAGGUCCUGCUGCCGGCACUGGUGUGGUCACCCUGCGUGAGGUGAAGGGGCCUCCAACCGCAGGGAGCGUCGAUAACUGGUCGUGGUUUGGUCACUGCACUUCAGCUCUUUCCUGUUGAUCAGGAAGCCGGCGGCUCUGUGUAGAUGCCGCGUUCAGUCUCUGAACCCCAGGGAGGCAGAGCGCUUGGCUGCAGAGACACGGCUUGUCUCAGACCUGCUCCACGGUGGUUCAGAGGCACGAGGGCUUCUCGUGAGCUUGCAGAGUGGGGUGUCAGGAUGCUGGGUGCGGAGGGGCUGUGUGAGCUCCCCUGGCAGCCCUCUGUGCCUUGCGCCAGUGCACAGCACCCGCUUGCUGUUGCGCUGCUCUGCAAGAGACGUUUCCAGCAGGUUACAGCUGUCACUCAAGGCAGUGCUUGUGGGCUCUGCAGCCUGCUGGGCUCCUCUUCCUCCUCGCUGCUCCCCUUAUCUGUUCUGUCCCUCAGCCCAGGCUCCCUCUCCCUGCUGUGCCAAGCUGUGUGCAAGCUCUAUCUCUGGAGUUACGGCUGCCUGCUGUCAGAAAACACUCUCAUCUCUUCUCCCAUCCCCAGAGACCGCUCUCUGAUGAGCAGCAUGACUUAAUGCUGGAAUUAGCUGCUUAGGAAGAGCCAGUAAAUGCUUGCAACAGCAGGAGACACCAGCUGAGACAAGGCCUGGGAAAGCCCCGAAUGAAACCUUCAGGCUUCCGAGGGAGCAGGUGCCCCGUCAGUCAUGCAGGGUUGAAAGAUGGCAGCUGGACCAUACUACAGCUUGUAGAAGCCCUGGGGUUUUGCCUGGAGAACACAGAUCCUCGGAUGCGAGGCCGAGGCAUGCAGCUGCUGUCACAAGUCCUGCUCCAGUGUUACUCCCUGCUCCAGGAGAAGGAAGUGCUACAUCUGGUCCUGUUCUAUGAGAACCGGCUGCAAGAUCAUCACCUUGUGAUCCCCUCGGUGCUCCAGGGACUCCGAGCACUGAGCAUGUGUGAGGUGCUGUCCCCGGGGCUAGCGGUGUCUGUGCUCAAAGCCAUCUUCCAGGAGGUACAUGUGCAGUCCCUGCUGCAGCUGGACCGCCACACAGUCUACAGCAUCAUCACCAACUUCAUGGGCACCAGGGAGGAAGAGCUGAAGGGCCUGGGUGCUGACUUCACCUUCGGCUUCAUCCAGGUGAUGGAUGGGGAGAAGGAUCCCCGCAAUCUGCUGGUGGCCUUCCAGAUUGUGCGUGAUCUCAUUGCCAAGAACUACGCCCUGGGUCCCUUUGUGGAGGAGCUCUUUGAAGUUACAUCAUGCUACUUCCCCAUUGAUUUUACUCCACCCCCUAAUGAUCCUCAUGGCAUCCAGAGAGAAGACCUGAUCCUGAGCCUCCGGGCUGUACUGGCCUCAACACCCCAAUUUGCUGAGUUCCUUCUGCCUCUGCUCAUUGAGAAGAUGGACUCAGAGCUGCAAAGUGCCAAGCUUGAUGCCCUGCAGACUCUGACUGCCUGCUGUGCCAUCUACGGGCAGAAGGAGCUGCAGGAAUUCCUCCCCAGCCUCUGGUCAUCCCUGCGCAGGGAGGUGUUCCAGACAGCGAGUGAGAAGGUGGAGGCUGAGAGCCUGGCUGCCCUGCACGCCCUCUCUGCCUGCCUGUCCCGCUCCGUGCUCAGCUCUGACACUGAGGAUCUGCUGGAUUCCUUCCUCAGCAGCAUCCUGCAAGACUGCAGGCACCAUCUGUGCGAGCCCGACAUGAAGCUGGUGUGGCCGAGUGCCAAGCUCCUGCAGGCAGCAGCGGGCGCCUCCCUGCGCGCCUGCCACCGCGUCACCCGCAGCGUCCUGCCCCUGCUGCUGGAGCAGUACACCAAGCACCCGCAGAGCAGCCAGAGGAGGACAAUUCUGGAAAUGCUGCUGGGCUUCCUGGAAUUGCAGCAGAAAUGGGGACAUGUGGAAGAAGAGGAGAGCGCUCUGCUGUCACUCCAGGCCCCCAUUUGCUCCGUGGUGUUCUCAGCAUUGACGGAUCCCAGUGUGCAGCUGCAGCUGGUCGGGAUCAGGGCACUGACUGUCCUGGGCUCUCUGCAAGGUUUUCUGUCUCCCUCUGACCUGGAGCUGGUUGUGGAUCACCUCAUCCGUCGUGCUCUGUGUGAGGAGGAUUCCCAGAGCAGCGAAGCAGCAAUGGAGGCAGCGGGAUCUCUGGCCCCCAUCUACCCAAAGGUUUUCUCUGGACGCAUGGUACCCAGGCUCGAAGAGGAGCUGCAGUCAGAGCGGGAGGAGGAGAGCGCCAGUGACCGCAGCUCCCUGCGGCAGCGCUCCCUGCAGGCCCUGGCAGCCGUGUCCACACACACCAGCAUCGUGAGGGAGACUGUCCCUGUCCUGCUGCAGCACCUCCGGAAGGUGCAGAAAGGUAGCGAGGCCGGGCGGGCACAAGACAUCAUCUCCGUGUGCCAGAGCCUGCACCGCGUGGCGCUGCAGUGCCAGCAGGACGCGGAGAGCUGCUGGUACUAUCACCAGGCGGUGGUGCCCUGCCUGCUGGCCAUGGCCGUGCAGGCUGCCAUGCAAGAGAGCACCCACCCGCCGCUGGGCAAGGCGCUGCUGCAGGAAGAGGUGCUGGCUGCCAUGGUCCCAGUCAUCAGCGCCGCCACCACUCACCUGAGCCCUGAGCUGGCUGCCCAGAGCGUGUCUCAUGUGGUGCCCCUCUUCUUGAAUGGGGAGGUCUCUUUCCUGCCCCAGAACAGUUUUCCCUGCUCCUUCCAGCCCUUCCAGGAUGGGGAGUGCUUGGAGGCACAAAGGCGCCUGGUCGCCCUCCUCAUGGCCUUCGUCUGCUCCUUGCCCCGCAACGUGGCAAUUCCUCAGCAGGAAUGGCUGCUCCGGGAGCUGCUGGCGCUGAGCUGCUCCUGCAACUGCCCCUUCACUGCCACCACAGCUGCCAAGUGCUUUGCGGGGCUGGUGAACAAGCACCCGGCAGGGCAGCAGCUGGAUGAGAUCCUGCAGCUUGCAGUGAACAGGAUAGAGCCUGGCCUGGUGGAGGGGCCGCACCGGACGCAGGCGCUCACCCUGCUGCUGUGGGUGACCAAAGCCCUGGUGCUGCGCUACCACCCCUUGAGCUCCCACCUGACGGAUAAGCUGCUGGACCUGCUGAGCGAUGCAGAGCUGGGCCCUGCCGCAGCCGAUGGCUUCUCCCUGCUGAUGGCUGAGUCCCCGGACGUGCUGCACAAGGGCUGCCACGCCGACGUGCGCAUCAUGUUCCGGCAGCGCUUCUUCACCGACAACGUCCCCAAGCUGGUGCAGGGCUUCCACGGGGCUGGCCCCGACGUGAAGGCCAAUUACCUGAAGGGCCUGUCCCAUGUGCUCAACCACCUCCCCAAGCCUGUGCUGGUGACGGAGCUGCCCACGCUGCUUUCCCUCCUGCUCGAGGCCUUGUCCUGCUCAGACCGUGUGGUGCAGCUUUCCACACUGAGCUGCCUCCAGCCACUGCUGCUCGAAGCUCCCCAGAUCAUGAGCCUGCACGUCGACACACUGGUCACUAAAUUCCUCAGCCUCACCUCCAGCCCUACCAUGGCUGUCCGCAUCGCCGCCCUGCGCUGUGCCCAUGCGCUUACCAGCCUGCCCACCAUAGUGCUGCUCCCAUACAAGGCCCGAGUUAUCCGGGCACUGGCCAAGCCUUUGGAUGACAAGAAGAGGCUGGUGCGGAAGGAGGCGGUGGCAGCACGGGGGGAAUGGUUCCUGCUGGGCAGCCCGGGCAGGUGAGUGCCCUGCAUCCCGUCCCUGUGCUGAUCAACCGUCUGACCAGCCCCUGACACCCCACCACGCCAUGGACCCUCGGAGCCCAGUACUGCCCCCGUGCCGGGGCUGGAGCCUGGAGGCCGGCAGGCAGCACCCUCACUGCGGCACCUUCCCAGCACCCCAGCGGGCAGGGAGCUGUGCCACUUGUGGCUUACCCACCUUCUGCUGCAGCAGGGACAGGGAUGGACAGACCGGCCACGUGUGAGUGGAGAGGGCAGGCCUGUGCACACGUGUGUGCUGUGUGGCAACCCACACACCAGAGGAAUAAAUAUCUCUGUUUUGGUAA
Strigops habroptila (Kakapo) is the source of this 5016-nucleotide messenger RNA. RefSeq names its product MMS19 homolog, cytosolic iron-sulfur assembly component (gene MMS19). Bases 1671 to 4694 code for a protein of 1007 amino acids. Gene Ontology annotation, cellular component: cytosolic [4Fe-4S] assembly targeting complex; MMXD complex. Lineage: Eukaryota; Metazoa; Chordata; Aves; Psittaciformes; Psittacidae. Gene Ontology annotation, biological process: iron-sulfur cluster assembly. The record is from RefSeq and is a predicted model, not a curated record. The transcript has 32 exons.